AUGGCGGACGUUGUAGAAAGCUAUUCGUACGAAGAUAUAGAAGCUAUAAGCAAGUUCUUACUAGAAAGAUGUCGUCAUCGUCCCAAAAUUGGCAUCAUUUGUGGCUCAGGAUUAGGCGGAUUAGCUGAUACACUACAAGAGCAAGAAGCAUUUCCUUAUGAAAGUAUUCCAAAAUUUCCAGUCUCUACAGUUAGUGGCCACAAAGGGCGAUUGGUAUUUGGAGUUUUGAGUGGUAAGGCUGUCGUUUGUAUGCAAGGACGAUUUCACAUGUAUGAAGGUUAUUCAAUGGCAAAGGUCACUUUGCCAGUAAGGGUAAUGAAGCUACUUGGUGUUGAAACAAUGUUAGUAACAAAUGCUGCAGGUGGCGUUAAUCAAGAUUAUGUCCCAGGCGACAUUAUGAUCAUAAAGGAUCAUAUCAAUUUUCCUGGAUUAUGCGGUAAUAAUCCUCUGCGAGGCCCUAACAAUGAAAAAUUCGGUCCACGUUUUCCAGCGAUGAAUGAUGCCUAUAAUGCCAAACUUCGUGCAUCUUUAAGAGCUGCUGCAAAACUGUGCGGACUCUCUGAUCAUAUGAAAGAAGGAGUAUACGCAUACCUUGGGGGACCAGCAUACGAAACAGUUGCAGAAUUACGAUUUCUUAAAGCAAUUGGUGUAGAUGCUGUUGGAAUGAGUACUGCACCUGAGGUAAUCGUCGCCCGUCAUUGUGGCAUGAAGGUGUGUGGCUUAUCCUUAAUAUCGAACAAGGGGAUUAUGGAAUACGAUCCAUCGUUAGUGAUAGACCAUAGUGAAGUUCUCGAAGCAGGAAGAGUGAGAGCUGCUGAUAUUCAGUCAUUAGUAUCCAAUCUUGUUAAACUUAUAGAUGAAUAA
This is a messenger RNA of Trichoplax adhaerens, 864 nucleotides long. RefSeq lists its product as uncharacterized. The transcript has 5 exons. Gene Ontology annotation, cellular component: cytoplasm. Gene Ontology annotation, biological process: nucleoside metabolic process. Lineage: Eukaryota; Metazoa; Placozoa; Uniplacotomia; Trichoplacea; Trichoplacidae. The coding region runs from base 1 to 864 and encodes 287 amino acids. The record is from RefSeq and is a predicted model, not a curated record. Gene Ontology annotation, molecular function: purine-nucleoside phosphorylase activity.